GUGCGGCCCCUACCCGUGCCAGUCGGGCAAGGACACGAAAACGAAAACAGGGAAAUUAGCUGCUUCAUUCAGGUCUUGGCACCAAAAAGAAGAAAGGAAGGAAGAAAUCGCUGACUCAUAGUAGUCCUGGUUAGAACCCGCGCGGGAAAUCAGAUCACACCGCUGAGGCGAUUCUAAUAAUCCCUGCACUUGAAUUCUUCAAAAAUGGAUCUGAAUCCUCCUGCAGGGGAGAACUACGCACACCCAAAGAUAUGUUUCUUCCAUGUGUUCUUCAAGGCUGCAGCAUUGGCGUUUUACAUACUUUCAGCUGUGUUUGUUGAUAGCUUUGUUAUCAUAUUCGUGGUCACUGUUCUGCUAGCAGCUCUUGAUUUUUGGGUCGUUAAGAAUGUGAGUGGACGUAUCUUAGUGGGGCUGAGAUGGUGGAAUGAAAUAAAUGACGAGGGUGAAAGUGUGUGGAAAUUCGAAUGCCUUGACCAAGAGUCAUUGGCUCGCAUGAAUAAGAAGGAUUCUUGGCUUUUCUGGUGGACACUAUAUCUUACAGCUGUUGCUUGGAUCUUUCUCGCAAUAUUUUCACUCAUUAGGUUCCAGGCUGACUAUCUCCUUGUUAUUGGAGUUUGCUUGACACUCAGCAUUGCAAAUAUUGUUGGCUUUACUAGAUGCCGCAAAGAUGCGAAGAAGCAGCUUCAAGCAUUUGCAACUCAAACCCUUGCCUCCCGGGUAUCAUCAACCAUUCAAUCCGCAUUUAGUGUUGUCUAAUGAAGUCUUUCAAGAUCUGGAUUGGGGACGAUCCCGACAACUCUUGAAUGGUCACUUUGGUCAGCCAAGUUGAAGGAGAGGUCACUGUAUCAAAACGGUCUACACCUUUUUCAGAUUUGUAGAGAUGAUGGCACAUUACUAUGCUUUUCAAAAUAUCUUUGACCACUACAGGGGCCUUGCAUGUUGAAUCUACCAUAAAAUAAGUUUUUUUUAUAUCAUCUUAUUACUAAUAAUCUAUCUAAUUUUACACCUACUAGGUCGCUUGGUUACCUGGACUCGGUUAACCUGCAAAAUGUUUUGUUUUUUCGUAAGUUAUAGCAUGGAAUGGGUUGACCAUGUCCAAAAGUAAAAUCUUUGGUAAUACUUAAUUGGCCGAACCAGCGAAAUAUGGAUUGAGAUCAUCUUGCAGAGUGCCAUGUCCUCGUGGAGGGCAGGGAUUAAAACUUAAGCCUCGAAAUUUGUGGAAAAAGUGGACUCCAUCUUCUACCAUUGGAAUUAAGAUCAACAAGAAGCCCCAAUGUAUCCGAUGCUGUUUACUUUACACGGAUGAAAUAUUUUUUUUGAUCGUCAAAUCUCCAUAUUAUUAAUGUAACAUAUCGUUAGCCAAAUGGCUUCUAGUAAUACGAAUAGAUUUAUACUCCCCAUACUGAUCUGGUGAAUUUACA
Cuscuta epithymum is the source of this 1421-nucleotide messenger RNA. The record is from the annotation of a GenBank genome assembly. Lineage: Eukaryota; Viridiplantae; Streptophyta; Magnoliopsida; Solanales; Convolvulaceae.